ACGUAGGAUCGAGACGCUGGAACCCAGCCCUCCCGUAAAAAAGUUAAUAAAUUAAUGUUUAAGUGAAGAAAAGUUAAUUAAUACUUUUUUAAGGUUACUUAUAAACUACUCCGGAUUGUUUUAAGCUAUGCCUCAUAAACAGAGGACGAAGAAAACUGCUACCGCGAAGACCGCUCAAGUUGGAACAGAAUCAAGGCCCACUUCUACCGAAGAACCGCGGACUCAGGUACAACACACCACCGGUGAAACAGAAAAGGAGACUGCGGCAGCAUCGGCCAUUUCUAAAGGGAAAGAUCAACGAGAACUGCGCAAGCGUAAAGGAAUGAGCAUGCGCAAAAGAGAGCAACCAGAACUACAAAUCCCAGCAACGACUGAAACCGACAGUGAAAGUGAGUCUGAGAGAGAGCCGGACUCUCUGGAAAAAUCAGAUGAAGAUGGAGAAGAAGAAGAAGAUGAAAGUUCCUCUGAAAAUACAAAAAAGACUUUGAGGCAAAUAAUGCAUAAAUUACAAAAAUUAGAAAAAGUAAUUAAAAGUAACCAAAAAGUAAUUAAAGAAAAAAUAACAAAUAUGGAGGCUAUGUUUGAUAAAAUGACAAAGAAACAACUUGGAUCUGCUCAAGAAAUGGAAUGGGGAGGAGCACCAGAUGGGGAAUGGAGAAUAAUGAAGGAAAGGGAGGAUCUACUGGGGAAGUCUCCAAGAUUGACCAGUCGAUCGCGAUCGACAAGUUGGCAACCACUAUUGGGCUAUUGUCCUUUUG
Hypanus sabinus (Atlantic stingray) is the source of this 758-nucleotide messenger RNA. RefSeq lists its product as uncharacterized. The transcript has 2 exons. The annotation marks the transcript as partial. NCBI's taxonomy places the organism in Eukaryota, Metazoa, Chordata, Chondrichthyes, Myliobatiformes, Dasyatidae. The record is from RefSeq and is a predicted model, not a curated record.